ACCAUAAUUGUUACCAAGUUUUUAAAAAAAUCUGUCGUCUACAUUUAGAGUUUCUAGGAUCAGGAACUGCUCUGAGGCUGAAAAGGGGUCAAAUCUUCGGAAAAGUAUAGGAAAGCUAGGGUUAAGAACACAGCUCAUGACUUCUACCUAUGACUUAAGCAGUGCUGAGCCUGAGAUGAUGAAGGAGAACACUUCAAGAAGGAUGGGUAUAGGUGGCCGUCUCCGGGAGUAUUGGCUAGCCUUCAAGCUAGUCUUUAGGUCACUCACCUAUAACUCCUUUACGUCUAGCAGUAUGGCGAUUGACAUUGCCAUGGAGCCUGUUAUCUGGACUGUGGAACACAUCACUAAGUACAUGGGACCUAUGAUGGUUGGCAUGGUGAUACUACUUACUACCUUUGUAGUUGUGAUCAUGUAUCUUAUAGUUCUGCCCGAGUCCAUGGUACGCUCAUCCUAUGAGCUGUGGAUCCAUCUCAUCUUUGGCCAAUGGGUGAUGGUCAACAUUUUAUUCCAUUACUACAAGAGUGUGACCACUAAACCUGGACACCCACCACCUGUUGUGUCUGAGACUGGAGCAGGGGGUAUAUGUAAGAAGUGUAUUGGGCCGAAGCCACUGCGUACUCACCAUUGCAGUGUGUGCAGAACUUGCAUACUCAAAAUGGACCAUCACUGCCCCUGGAUCAACAACUGUGUGGGUCAUUUCAACCAUCGUUAUUUUAUGCUAUUCUGCAUCUACAUGUCCAUCGGUUGUAUCUAUGUCACUAUCUCCGUCUGGCCCCAGUUCCGAGAUGAGUUCUUUGAUGCUAGGAAAACCUUUGAGAGCCUGUUUGGAGAUUCUAUAUUUGCCAGGUCAAUGGAGAUCUACAAUCAAGCCAAGGCUGCAGAUACAAUCAGAAAUAUGAAUGAGACGGAACUUGUGAAAAAUGGAGCACCACUCAUCCCGCCAAAGUACACUCUGUCGUUUUCAGAGAGCAUGCAUCAUAAAGCAGUUGUUUAUGAAUUCUUUGUCUGCUCUGGGGUUACCAUAGCAUUAGGUGGACUGUCUAUAUGGCAUGCUAGACUGGUCAGUAGAGGGGAGACUAGUAUAGAGAAACACAUCAAUGAUGAAGAGAGAAAGAGACUCAGUAAACUCAAGAUAGUCUACAAGAAUCCAUAUGACUUUGGAGUAAGGAAAAACUGGGAAAUCUUGUUAGGAAUCAAUGUUAGACAUAGGUCUUUCAUCAGGCAUGUACUCUUUCCUUCAUCUCACUUACCAGAGAGAGAUGGUGUACACUGGAUCAACCAGCUGACCCCAGGUUACGUUGCAAAGAGUGUGCCUUGACCUUUGACCUUUGACCCGUGCUCUCAAUCAUGUACUAGAAAAAUCAUGUCCUUAUUUAUGUUGAGACCCUUUUUUUUAUAUGUAGGAAUAUAAAUAUAAGUAUAAAUAUGUUUUUUCAGAAAGAAUGAUAAUGAUAAUCAUGUUCUUGUAUAGUACCCUGCAAUUAGCACCCUGUCACAUUAUGAUACAUGUAUAAAGGCUCGAUGCGAUUCCAAAGUAAUUAAGAAUGUAUUACCCAGAUCCUAUCUCUGUCAAACCAUUAACAGAGCACAGUGCAUCCCAAGGUAUAAUUCCUACCAUGUAGCCAUUAACUACACCUGGGUCAAGAGUGGCAGUUAUAGAUUAAUGUCUUGCCAACAGACAUGAGUGUGUGGCGACAAAAUGGAGUGAGUUGAGCUCAUCGAUUUGUGUUGGGUGGUUUGCUGAAGCUUGUGCAAUCUUUCAGCACAAACUCACUUUAUGAAAGAUCAUGAAAUUGAAAAAUAUAAAGUGAUAGCGAUGUAGGCAGGCCUAAAUCUACUUUAAUCUAUAGGUAUGAUGAUAACAAGUCUUUCAGGUAAGAUCAUCUAUGGGCUUUCCACAACAUGUUGUGUGGACAAGACUAGCUUUUAGAGUUUACCAAUAGGACAAGGAAAGUUCUUUUGCAGUAAAUAAGGUAGGCGUGGGAUCAGAGAAAGACACUCUGUUCCUCGGACAGAACGUUAACUGGAGGCCCUGUGUGUAGGGGAGUCGCACCCAAUGCUCGUUAAUACGCUUCACUUCUUGCAAAGAGUAGAGUGUAAACUUCAUGUUAAGUGUACAUGCAUACACAACUGGUAGUCUAACGUACAUACAGAUCUUUGGGGUAGGCUGCACAGCCCUAUGAAGAUUAGAAGCAGAAGAAAAAGAAAUUCCCCUCUAUCUUAAAGAGAACAUCUUGUGAUAUGGGGUUGACAGAGAACUAUGUACUAUGCAUAAAAUCUAUGAUAAAAUAUUAGUUGUUGUUUUAUUGGCGUGUAUCAUUAAUUUAUGAACUUUUUACGCUGAAUUCAAAUGGCAUUAAACAAAACUAAAUGGAAGCAAAAGAAAGAAGGACAAAAAUGUCUUAUAAGGGGUGAAGUCUUGUGUAGUGCCCAAGAAUUUUUUAAAUGUUAUUAUUGUGUCUGCAUGUCUGGCGAUUUUUGUCUCCCUCUAUCUAUGCCCACUUGCCCAUCUUUUAGUAAAAAAGGAAAUUGAAAGUAGCCCUCCCCCCCUCCCCCACCCCUCACCAUGCCCUUAUGGAUGAAUAAAUGCUGCAUGUGACUUAUGAUGAGAUAAAUGAAAGGAGAAAUGCAUGAGCUGCAUCAUAUGUUUGGUUAAUUGCAUUUUUAAAAACCAAAGACAAGUUGCAUGAUCACACCAAAUCACUACAAAGCUAUUAGAAUUGGUCUAUUUGUGUAUAGUGAAUCCUCAGUACUGUCUUUCAUGUGUUUUAUUUUCUUUUGACUGACCAGAGAUAACCAACUGGUCAUAUCAUUAUCUACAUGAUUGACGGCAUAGAAAAUCCCACAAAGAUUAUGCAUUGUUGAAAAUACUGUAAUUUGAAUUAUGUAAGGAUGCUACAAUGUUAUUUCAAUUGACUGUAUAUGAUUGUUUGAUUGUUCAAAAGCAUAUAUUUAUCAAAUUCAUUUUACCAAAAAGACAUGCCACAUAUGAUAGAAUGUAUCACCUAGCACAUCUAUAGCUACACGUAUCUGCCUUCAACAGAUCUUGUUGUGAUAAACAUUAUACGUAUUUCAAAUAUUAUGUGAAAAGUAUGAAAAUACUAGGGUAAAGAAUCCAUAGCAUAAAAUUAAUAAUGGUAAAGCAAAAACCAGCAGAAUUCAGCAAAUUAAUGGCUCUGCAUAAUGUUGUAUAUCAGAUGUCAGCUUUUUUGGAUUUUGUAUAUCAAUAAACUUAAAGCUAGCUUGGUAGAAAUAUAAAAUUUCUCAGCUGUUGAUCAUGAAUGUCACUUUAAUAUGCAGAGAUCAUAGUGGUUAGCAAUAGAUCAUGUUUGAAAUAUAAUCGUUAAUUAUAUUAAUUAAUUCAAAAUCUUAAUCAGGUUAUCAUAUUUUAAUAAUAAAUGAUAUUGUGUGAUCCAUAAACUCUUCCUUUCAUUUCUGUGGCAAUAAUUUUGAAGGUGGUCAUAUUUGAUUUCUUUUGUCUUUAUUGAAAUUCAUCUCUGAUAGCAUUACUAUUCCACCUUGAAUUUAAUUUGCUAACUAUAUGAAACAGACAUUGCUAGUGAGUUUAUCAUGCAAAUAUUCAUAUUUGUAUUUUGUUCUUAUUUACAAAUCAUAGUAUGUCUAUUACAGAACAGACCCCAAGUGUUAGUGUAUUGUUUGUCUGUUGGUUUUUUUUUUUUUUUUUUAAAUUUUAAUAUUGAUGAAUACAUUCUUUACAAAGUAUUGUAAAAAGAAAGCCCAGAAAAACACAUUAUUUUUCUCUUGUGUGCUGCUUUUGUAUCAAUCUUAUGCCUAUGCACUCUAAAGUACAUGUUUAAAAAGGGUUGUAUGGUAUACUUUGAUGAACAAGUUCUACUCAUUGGUAAAUCACAGACGUGUUUAACUAUGGUUUUAUAAUAUGGUGAUGGUCUUUCUAUAUUAAACAGAACAAUAACAUAUCCAUAUGCCAUUACACGCUCGCCUAUCAAAAAGAAAUAGAAUUCAAUAAAUCAUGAUUAUAAUUUGUCUCAAAAUCGUAGCACAUUAUGAUGAGAGUGCAUGAGCAUACCUGUAUUUGGAAUAGACAAAAUGCAUAUUUCAUUUCUCUUCAUCACUUGUUUUUUUCUUCAGUUACCUUAUAUUAGUCACAUGACCAGUGCACAUUCCAAUCGGAUACCACUUUCAUUUUUAUACUAUUUAUCUAUGAUUUGAUACUAAGUUGAUGUAUAUAAAUGAUACCUAUUAGCAAUACAUUAUACAGUGAAAUAUGAUGCUAAUUUGUGUAGGUCUAAGCUCUGAUCUGUCUGAAAGUGAAAUGGAGAAUUUCAUGGAUGAAUAUGAAUUUUAAAAAUGUGUCAUGUAUUCUGAUAAUGUAAACAAAGGAGGCAUGUUGAAUAUUGAUAUGAAAUGUAAUGUAUAUUUGUGCGAUUAUCAUAAUGUAUAAACGUAUACAUGUAUUUACAUUGUUUUUGAUACUGUGUUAUUCCUUUUGACAGUACUGAUGUUAUUUUUGUUUUUUUACACUACUAUUUUAAUUACUUCCUUUGAUUUUUGCAGUGCAUUAUCAUUUUUUGUUUUGAUAAUAUCUUGUAUUAUUUUCAUGAAACUGUUUCAAAAUGGCCUGGAAAGUUAUAAAUGUUGUGAUAUUAUGUGGUAUGGGAUAAUAUAAAUAGGACAUGAAGGCAUGUGACAAUGAAUCAUAUCUCUUGAUUAUUAACGUGACACAAAUAAACACCAUAAAACAAGGAA
This is a messenger RNA of Strongylocentrotus purpuratus (purple sea urchin), 4728 nucleotides long. RefSeq names its product palmitoyltransferase ZDHHC16 (gene zdhhc16). The record is from RefSeq and is a predicted model, not a curated record. The coding region runs from base 137 to 1318 and encodes 393 amino acids. Gene Ontology annotation, molecular function: palmitoyltransferase activity. Gene Ontology annotation, cellular component: Golgi apparatus. Gene Ontology annotation, biological process: protein palmitoylation. The transcript has 10 exons. NCBI's taxonomy places the organism in Eukaryota, Metazoa, Echinodermata, Echinoidea, Camarodonta, Strongylocentrotidae.